GCUUAUUCUAAGACUAUUUCCAAACAUGUCUAAAAUAACUCUAUUUCAACAUAUUUAGUAUUGGGCCGGCUAACGGGAGAGAGAAAUAAUUCUAUGUUUGGACUGGUACCCCCCAACUUUAAUCCCCUUUUCUAGUUUCACUCCCCAUCGAUCCGAUCAGGCCCUCCUUCCGAUUCAUCGUUCUUCCUUCCAGGCGACCGACCUCUCAACUCAGUUUGGAUCUAGUGGGGAUAAUAUUUUAUCAAGUUCUAAACAUACCAGAACAUGGCUGAUUUGGAUGAUUUGCUCCUGCUGGCAGCUGGAAGACCUAGUGGAAGUGGGAGGAGUCGUCAUUCUCCUGUGUCUAGGAGGCACCACAGAGUUGAUGGAAUCGACUCAAGAGACAACGAUUCAGAUGAUGAUCGGGGUUAUUCAAACAGAAAACUAUCUGGCUCUCAAGUUCCUCUUAAGAAGAGGUUGGAUCCUACAGAGAGAGAUGACGAGCAUAGUGAUCGUGGAGGUGAUGAUGAUGGCUAUGAUCGUGAGCGUGAUAGUGACGAUGAUUCCAUUGGGAGUGACCUUUAUAAGGAUGAAAAUGACCGCCGCGAGCUUGCUCAAAUGACAGAGCUUGAAAGAGAAAUGAUACUGACAGAUCGGGCAUCAAAGAGAUCUGACAAACAAAUGCAUGAUAAAUUACGAGGGAAGAACAGCCAAGGAAGAAAAUCCAGCCCCCCUCCGUCACAGUCUCGUGGAACCCGCUCUUCCACUAGAGCUCUAGGUCGUGCAGCAGAUAGGGAUGGCGCAUUGAAUGAGAUAAGAGCUAAACGAGCAAGACAGCAGGAUCCUGAAACUCACUGGCAAACAAGAGAUGCAGUUCGAAGAGGUACUGGUAGCAGGGGUUACUCACCUGUUAAGAGGAGAACUUUUACAGCUGCCACUUUAGGGAGUAGCCCUAACAGAGCUGAAAGUGGGUCACAAAGUGAUGAAGGAGAGUCUGGAGAUGAUGCAAUGGCUGAUAGUGAUGAUGACAAGACUUCCCCCAACUCAAAACUGCCAACUUUUGAGGAUAUAAAAGAAAUUACCAUCCGGCGAUCAAAACUUGCGAAGUGGUUCAUGGAACCCUUCUUUGAUGAGUUAAUUGUUGGCUGCUUUGUGAGAGUUGGAAUUGGGAGAUCCAGGUCUGGGCCUAUUUACAGGCUUUGUAUGGUACGCAAUGUUGAUUCUGCCGACCCAAAUCGGCAGUACAAACUAGAAAAUAAAACUACAUACAAGUAUCUUAAUGUUACUUGGGGUAAUGAAAGCUCUGCUGCUAGGUGGCAGAUGGCCAUGGUGUCUGACUCCCCUCCUCUUAGAGAUGAGUUUGAGCAGUGGGUCAGGGAGGUUGAGAAAGGUGGUGGACGAAUGCCUAGCAAACAGGACGUGUUGGAAAAAAAGGAGGCCAUACAGAAGACAAAUUCAUUUGUAUAUUCAGCUGAUACUGUGAAGCAAAUGUUGCAAAUGAAAAAAUCUGCCACGUGGAAGCCUAUGAAUGUUGCUGCUGAGAAGGAGCGAUUAAGAAGAGAGAUGGAAGUAGCAAAAAUGAAGAAUGAUGAAGCUGAGGUAAAGAGGAUUACAGCUAGGCUGAAGGAACUGGAUGCCACAAGACAAGCCCAGGAGAAAGAUGAUAAGGCUCAUAAACUGGCUGAGAUGAACAGAAAGAACAGGGCUGAGAAUUUCAAAAACGCAUCCGAACUGAAAAAUGUGGAUACAACUUUGAAUGCUGGGGAAGAAGGAUAUGACCCCUUCUCAAGAAGAUGGACUAGGUCAAGGAAUUACUAUGCAGGAAAGCAAAAUGGCGAAGAGAAAGAGCCCACGACAAGAGCCGAUGCUCCUGCUGCUGCAUCGGUUGCGGAAACUAAUGCCACUACAGGUGAAGUAGGCAUGGCAGCCACAACUGCCGCAUUGAAAGCAGCAGCAGGUGCAGGAAAGUUGACCGAUACAAGUGCUCCCGUAGAUCAAGGAACAGAGUCAAACACACUACAUGAUUUUGAUUUACCUAUUUCAUUGGUUACACUUCAGAAGUUUGGAGGUCCACAAGGAGCUCAAGCCGGAUUUAUGGCACGAAAACAGAGACUAGAGGCAACUGUUGGCCGUAGAGUCCCUGAGGAUAAUGAGAGAAGACACACAUUGACUUUGACUGUCAGUGACUACAAGAGAAGGAUGGGGCUGCUUUGAUGCAUGUAUAUUGUAUAAUGGUGUUGCUAAUGCAGUAUCUUCCUUUAAUAACAUGCAUGGGUUUCAAAAAGCUGCUUUAGAUUUUAAAUGUAAUGGUGCUCAAGUAUGUUUCAAGUUUCAUGUAUGCUUGUUCAAAAUGUAACCCUUAGAAUUUUUCCUUCAUUUUAAAGAACUAUAAUUAGAGAGGCAUUACUUUUUAAAUGAUCUUUCUGUUGAAAAUAAACUGAUAGAAUAGCAAAUUUUCCUGUACUUGAUUUCCACAGCAAGUUUUUGUGUAAACUGCACCAUUUUUGCAUCAUCCCUUUAUAAUCUGAGCCUCUGCUCUCAAAGACUCACAUCGUUUGACACUAUGGACUCAUUUUUUAUUCCUACAUAUUACAGAGUAUUUUUUUAGAAUGGCAUUUUAAUAUUGGUAAAAAUCAUAUACAAAGACCACCAUCAUGCACACUGAUGUUUUGGAUGGAGACUGAUAAAGGGAUGAAACUGUAGGCCUGAAGCAGUUAUAUCUGGCAAAGAAAAAAGAUUCAGAAGUUAGAGGAGGAAGGAGAAUAUACCCAGCAUGAAUAAAAGAGCAUCUCAAACAAAAAGGGAAAGACACCGGCUAGUAUUGACUUGCAAUUGGGGUGCUGAGUGGCUAGUGGCUGUGUUGCUGAUGUGUUGUAUGACAUGUAGACACUAGCAAGUAGUGUCUUGCACUCAUGGUUGUCAGUGCACUGCCUAGUCACUGAUUAGCUGUCCAGUCGAUGAAGCUUAGCUGCCAAGAACUGUCGACUUGCGAGAGGGAAGCAAGGUGUACAUUGAUCGGAAAAUAUUAGAUUUAUUUGUGCAUACCCAAAUGGCCCAAUACAAAACCGAGCUAGGUUGAAUGUUCAAGACCAAGCAUGGGGGUAAAACUGAAGGAAAUCCCGGGUGAAAUUAUGCAUCACAUUCACAAUAACAAACCGAAGGUAACAUGUUUUUGUUUUUUCAUCGAUUAUGGCCCCUUCAUACCGGUCCGAUAGGGCCCACCCGGGCAGGUCAAACCGGUCUAGGGAAGGGUCAGAUACAACACCAUUCAUAGAGUAACCAACUACUGUCUAGUGGCUUAUUUUGAUGUCCCUUGGCAUUGGAGCUAAAAGAGUCAAUUUUGACAAUUCUUUUAAGCUUUAGGCGAACGAUGGACUAAAUCGAAAUGACAUCAUAAACUUCUAUCGCUUUA
Messenger RNA from Cuscuta campestris, 3391 nucleotides. The record is from the annotation of a GenBank genome assembly. NCBI's taxonomy places the organism in Eukaryota, Viridiplantae, Streptophyta, Magnoliopsida, Solanales, Convolvulaceae.